Molecule: messenger RNA, 321 nt
Organism: Laccaria bicolor S238N-H82
Lineage: Eukaryota; Fungi; Basidiomycota; Agaricomycetes; Agaricales; Hydnangiaceae
Exons: 1
Coding region: 1-321 (106 amino acids)
Source: RefSeq, a predicted model, not a curated record
AUGGCUGUUCCUCGUGUGUGCACCUGUGGCUGCUGGACGGUCAUGGUUGUGGGCGGUUGUAGCCAUUCGUCGAUGGUGGUCAUAGGCGGUCAUAGCCAUUCGUCGAUCCUGGUGGUGGCCCUGUGGAUGUUAGUGGGCACUUGUUGUCGUCCAUCGAUCCUGGUGGUGGGCCCUCAUGGCUAUUCGUCAAUGGUGGGAGUCGGCCCUCAUCGCUGUUCAUGGGCAGUCAUCGCCAUUCCUCAAUCAUGGUGGUGGCCAAUUGUCGAUGGUCGUGGUGGGCAUUUGUUGUGUUUCAUGGGGGUUGUGAGAAGAGACUGGUAG